AUGUCGCGGCGAGACUCGCGUAAUAGUCUUGGAGCGCGUCAAAGCAAUGCCUUGGAGGAAUUUGAGAAUUUCAAGAAGAAGUACCUCCUGGUCAAUAAACACAUUGCAAAACUCAACUCUUCACUCAAUGUUCGUAUUGAAGAGCUUCUCUCGAAGAUAGCUGAGCUCAACAUCGACAAUCUGCGCCUUCGCGCAUCCGAGUUGAGUCUAUCACGCAAGCUGGAAAGUGAACAAGAGAAGAGUAGGAGACUAUAUAUGGAAGCGGAGGCUGCAACACAGCUAUUUUAUAGUCAAAUCACUUCCCUGCGGGAUGAAUUUGGCAUUGGGAAAUCUGCUGGGACCAAUCCACUUCGUGAACAGGCUGCGGCUGCUCGAAACCGCCUUCCCAAGAUACCUGCACCCCCAAUCGCGAGGCUUGCUAGACCGCCAGAGUUCGAAACACUCGCUGAAGCUGCAGAGGAAUCGACCUCUCCACGGUCCUCUCGGCGUACGGCAUACUCUCCACCACCCGAUCCUGUCACUCCAGUGAGCCGACACCGUAGCACAGGCUCUACACCCACCUCCGGUACGGCCGCAGAGACCACUAAGACUCCACCACCUGGUCAAGAGGAAAACCGAAGAUCGUCCGUUCCACUCUCCAUGGAAAUCACCAACGGCAGCUCGCCCCUCACUGCAUGCAUCUCUUCGGUGGAAAACCUAGCCCUGUCACCAAGCCCUACCCAAUCACCAAAGGAUGACAAGGGGCCGCCUUCAGUGGCACCAGCUGCAACGCCAGCUGUAGAGAAGCUUCCGGAGAGCAAAGACGAGAUUCCUCAUAUGACUUUUAAGCUCAACGGACUUAGACGAAUCUCACGUCGACCAAGCGGCCUCCUGAUGACGGAACAAGACAAGUUUGGCGUGCCUCCUGCGAAGAAUACGGCCAUGCCUGUCUCUGUCGAGAUCCCCUCGUUGGAGUCCAAGGCAGGACAGGGGUCGUAUCCUACUCCACUUUCUGCAAAGGACGUACCAUCCACUCCACCGAGGUCUAGAUCGAUGCUCGCGCCUCCAGGGGUGUCACCAGCCACGUCGACCAAAUCUAUCCCGAUGUCGCCCGUCCUCUCAGCCAACCCUGCUCUCUCUCCCCCGCCAACAAAGAAGAUAUCGCUCACACGUCGUCAAUUAGACUUUGGUAUCGUGGAUUCAGAAGACCAGUCAGACGAGGAUGAUGACGCCGAGUCGGGUGAAAAGAUGCCUGUAGCGGAAGGUUUGCUCGGGAUCGAAAGCGAUAGCGUUGUAGGAAAGCGAGCUAUGAAACGCAAGGAACCGGAAGAUGGAGAUGACAUAUUCUCUGCUGCGCCGAAACCUGCUACUUCCCGAAAGCGCCAGGAGCGCCGCCGUGAUACGGGACCAGUGCACACUGGCAUGGUCUUGCAGGAGAAGAGCAGUAUCGAUACCAUUCUGAAGGAUCGAGAGAGCAAAGACAGCCUACGCGAUGUUACAAACGAGCGAACUACACCACCUUUGGUCAUCAGGCCUACGGACGAAAAGCCAAAGAUCAGUGUUGGUAUCGGAAUUGGGAAGCCCGCGCCCUCUGUGAAAUCUGCCGAGAAUGGAAUUCCUCCACUGUCUGUUGCUGGCCUCGCUGCCAAGCUGGAACGACUCUCUACGCGACCGAAACCUCCAGCUCCGCCUGCUCCUCUACCACUUCCCUCUUCUGACAAGGACGUGAAGAUUCCUCUUGCUGACGAAGAUGUUCCUGUCGACGCCAAACCCGAGUCAGUCGGUGCUGAGCUCGGGAGGCGUGAAUCUGGUAGACAAAGGAAAAGCGUCAAUUACAAGGAACCCAGUCUACUCAGUAAAAUGCGGAAGCCUGAUCCUGGUCCACAAUCAUCAUCUUCUGCACCCUCUUCCUCUGGAUCCUUCACUACGACGAGUCUCCAGGCUGCCCAGAAACCUCCUCGGCGCAAAAAGGGAAGCAUAUCUCUUAUUGGUGACGUUGUGAAUGAUUCUACGGCCUCAUUGGUCUCCAAUGAAGGCGAAACUCGCAUAGCGAGCGGGACAGUAACAGGUGAAAUGCCACAACCUAUCGACAUCGACCGCAAGCGACGGCGGACAGCACCAUUUCGGAGAUUUGGAGACUUAAGUGACGAUGACGAUGAUGACAGCGAGGAGGACCAACCAGGCAAUACCAAGCAAUCGACGCCUGCACCGAAUCAGUCGCGAUACACUUUUUCGGGCCUUCAAGGCCUUCGAGGUCCCAGCAUCUUGUCACGGGGCGCCAACCCCAUUGUCGGGAGUGCCCCACCGAGCGCAUCGUCUGCUUCGGAGACCAUCUCAGUGGCUGUCGCACGGACUACAGCGGCACUUCGCAUGGCUCCUGGCGCAGCGAGAGAGCGACUUAGAGAGGAGAUUACUUCAGGUAUCACUUCGGGUGCGCGGAGAGAACGUGAAAAGGAACGUCUAAGAGAGGAGGAACGGGAAAGAGAACGAGAGCGGGCACGAGAGACGCCGAACGAUGUCGCAGUCUGA
This is a messenger RNA of Serendipita indica DSM 11827, 2508 nucleotides long. NCBI's taxonomy places the organism in Eukaryota, Fungi, Basidiomycota, Agaricomycetes, Sebacinales, Serendipitaceae. The record is from the annotation of a GenBank genome assembly.